Diospyros lotus (date-plum) is the source of this 3792-nucleotide messenger RNA. RefSeq lists its product as uncharacterized. Lineage: Eukaryota; Viridiplantae; Streptophyta; Magnoliopsida; Ericales; Ebenaceae. The record is from RefSeq and is a predicted model, not a curated record. The transcript has 18 exons. The coding region runs from base 838 to 3285 and encodes 815 amino acids.
UCCAUAUUGGCUGCAUCCGAACGGUCGCUCGUUUGACAAUACCGGGCCGGGGAGACUCGUGUCUUACAUUGCCUCCAAUUCCUCAUCGCAACUCACUCUCCUUCCACCUUCGCCCAACGCAAACCCUAGCAGCGAAAGCGGUGCGAAGAAUCACGCAAUUGUCUCCUAGUUCGAUUUUCUAUCUUUCAUUUUCUAUUCACAUAAUCGAUGUUGCGUUCGUUUGUGACGCUACAUUUUGCCUCGAAUGCGACGUAUAUUUUGCCGUUAAAUGGUUUGAUAUCUGUUUGAUUCGAAAUGCGUGUCGGAUAUGAAUUAUCGGGCUUUUUCUUGAAGCAGGGUAUGUAAUUUGUGCGCGGGAAAGUGGGCGAAUAUGUUGUGCGGAGAUACGGUGCUUUGUCCGCGUUGAUUGCAUCAGGGAUGGCGGAUGCUGGUUCUUUGUUUUGGACGUUUGCGGAGUCCGGGAUGAAGGAUGUUUGAAGAUCUUUGGUGGUGGCUGUUUUGUUCUCGUUUCAGUCCCGUUGACACGAGCAGAAUCGAUCAGUGUGGGUUGAUGAUGUCGUGGAGUUCAUUGAUGAACUAGAAAGUUGAAAUGUGGUGUCCGCAGAGGCAGUGUUUCUGCAAGGGGAAUUGCAUCGAGGAUUGAGAAUGUGUAUUUGUGUUUUGUGUUUUUGGCGCUUAUUCCGUUGUACUCCUUUCAGCUCUGUUGAUACAGGAAGAAUUGAUUGGUGCUCAUUGGCGUUGUUGACUUUAUUUAUGUACCUAUAAGUAAUUGGGCUCUGGUAAAGACUUUAUUGGUUAAUUGGAGAAAUGAGCGUUGAAGGAAGGUAGUAUAAUGAAAUGGAAGCAAAAGAAGAUGGUGAUACAUCAGAGGAAUGCUCAUCAUCGCCAAUUCAGGUGUUGCGGCAGAUUUCUGAAGACGCUGCUAGAAUGGAUGGCGAAGCAUUACAAAAUGUUUACUCAUCCAAUUCUCAGGCAUCAGGGCCAGGUCAUAGACGUUGUCAGAGUGAAGUUUUGACGGCAGAACACAGUCGUAACAACAGUUUUGGCAGAUGGAAGGCUCAGGUGCAGAAGGCAUUGCAAUGGGGUAGCCAUUCGCAAAACCGAAGUCGGUGUUCUUCGUUCAACCCUGAAGUCUUGACUAACCAAAAACGUCAGUGGUAUCAAUUUAAUUCAAAGACUUCGAACCAGAAAAAAUAUGAAGAGCCUACCUCGCUUUUUGAACACUUCAUCAUUGCGGGCCUUCAUCCAGAUGCUAAUCUAGAGGCAGUGGAGGCUGCAUUUGCCAAAAGGAAAGCACGGGAACUAGAUAUGGAAAAAUAUGACAUGAUUGACCUCAAACUGCUGCAGAAUCAGGAGGCUUCAUCUUCAACAUUGGAACCCCAGAUACUUUUCAAUUAUCCUCCCGGGAAGAGGUUAGCUGUCCGUCCAAAGGAUUUAGCAGCAUUUUGCUUUCCUGGUGGUGUGAAGGCACGAGUGCUGGAGAAGUCGCCAUCACUAAGUGAUCUAAAUGAACUUGUUUAUGGACAAGAACACUUAAGUAGAGAUGAUUUAUCAUUCAUCUUUUCACUCAAGGUGGCAGGCAAUGCAACACUCUAUGGUGUUUGUUUACAUGUGCAAGAAAUUGUUCAGAGGGCACCUACUAUUUUUGGUGCUGCAUCACCCAUUCCCCAAUCAUCUAGAGGGUUUAGUCGCUUUCUGGUUGCUGCUCCUCGCUGUUAUUGUGUUCUAACAAGAGUUCCAUUCUUUGAACUGCAUUAUGAAAUGCUGAACAGUAUCAUUGCACAGGAUCGUUUGAAUCGUAUAACACAGGUUGUCAGUGAAAUGUCUCUGAUUGAUUAUGUUCCAUCAGGAGAAAAGGUUCUUAAUCCAAUGAAUGGGAAUAUUGACUCCCCAUAUGACAUCUCUUCCACUGAUUGGAUGGGUUCUGCAAUACCAAUUGGUAACGUGUUAGCUCAUACUGCAGCCGCAGCAGGCAUUAUAUUAGAUGAUGAAGUCCCUUCAUCUUCUAGUAGGUGGGAAUCUCUCUCUCCUGAAAGUGGUAGCGGCAGUGAGACUCCAGAUCACUUCCAAACAAGGGAAGUAGGGAAGGAUGGAAGAAAAAAUCUGCAUUACUUUGAUGACUCUGCCUCUGAGGCCUCAGAAAAUAGGUCUGAUGGUUUAGAUAGAACAAAUGGAAGCUAUGAUAAUGGCCAAACUCCUAUGGAGCUCGGGCCUUAUACCCGGCGCCGAAGUAGGACGUUGGAUCAUCUGGAAAGUCCUGAGUCAUUAUUCAGUCCAGUGAGAAGCAUUGGUUCAGAGGAUGAAGAUGAUGAAAUCAUUUUAAGCCGUGAAAAAGAGGCAGGGGAUGAGAUAAUAAUGGAAUGGGCUAGGGAUAAUAAAAAUGAUAUGCUGCAGAUAGUUUGUGGUUAUCAUGCUAUGCCUAUUCCUGCCUGGGGAAGUGAAAUAGUUUUUCAGCCCCUUGAGCACCUACAGGCUAUUGAAUAUGGGAGGCCUCAACUAUCUGCUCUUGGAUUAAGUGAAAAAUUUCUAGAGCAAAAGUUUCAGUUGUCACCGGGAGCUGCUGAGGUUAAUCUGAAGUUAGCUGGUGCUGAGGAAGCUCUGGCUCUCUCAAUAUGGACAACUGCAACAAUUUGUCGAGUUCUCUCCCUUGAAACAGUUCUUUUAUUGAUUGCUGGGGUAUUGCUGGAAAAACAAGUUGCAGUAUUGUGCCCAAAUCUAGGUGUUCUAUCAGCUGUUGUCUUGUCUUUUAUUCCUAUGAUUCGUCCAUUUGAAUGGCAGAGUUUAUUUCUUCCAGUUUUGCCAGGGAAGAUGCUUGAUUUUCUUGAGGCUCCUGUUCCUUUCAUAGUUGGCAUACAGCAUAAACCAGCUGAUUGGAAGAUAAAAACUUCUAACUUUGUUCAAGUUAAUUUGGUUAAAAACCAGGUAAAAACAUGUCACUUACCUGCACUUCCUCGGCGUAAAGAGCUCAUCUCCAAACUACGACCAAUUCAUACUAGGCUGUCCUCUGAAAACCCUGUUGCUACCAGGCAUCCUGUAUAUAGAUGCAAUGAAGUGCAGGCUGAAGCUGCUGCACAAUUCUUAGCAGUCAUGAGGCACUACUUGGAGUCACUUUGUUCAGAUUUGAGGUCGCAUACAAUCACUAGUGUACAAUCAAACAAUGACAGGGUUUCUCUACUCCUUAAGGAUACCUUUAUUGAUUCUUUUCCUAGUAAAGAUCAGCCCUUUGUUAAGACUUCCGGCUAUCAAGCUUUGAGAAUGAGUACUGAUCUAUUAAGUCCAUUGUAAGUGCAAUACAAAGAGUUGAGUUGAGACUCUGGGAUGCCAUGAAAGAUACUCGCUGGACGCAAAUGACAGAGAUGGAAGGAAGAAUCGCUCACCACUGUACCAGUUUGUUGAAAAACAGGUACUAUGCCCAAGUUGUUUCUGGGCGCCCGUGCCAAUGCGAUUGCAGCAGCCACUGACACUAGGCAUGCAGCUUUGCUUAGAGGCAGCAAAGAUGAAAUUUUGUAGUAUAGUGGACAUAAUAAUGAUAUAAUUGCCAACACCACGACGACGACGACCACGAAAGAGCAAUUUAUCAAUGUUGUACUACUACCUCCCUCAACACAAAAAGAUCAUCAACCCAGCCUUUUAGUGGGUUUGAUUGAUACCACCACUCUAUUUAACAACAAUGUGAAAGAAUAACCAGCGAGCAGCCUUUGUAAGCAUUCCAUUCCUUUACCGUAAAAAUGUAUUUCCACUUUGGAGGGUGCUGUUUAUUAGUGUAUUGCUAUCAUGUAUUCUGAUUAUUUA